ACAAAAUAUCACUUUAGAAGAGAGAAGGAAAAAAACAAAAACAAAGAAGAUCUAAGAAGAAGAAAAGAGAAUGAUGAAGAAGCAAGUGACAAUAGUGGCGGCUCUUAUGAUUCUGAUGGCUUUAUCUUCCAACUUGGAUAUGGUUGCUGAGGCUCAAUUAGGCCCCGGAGACUGCUACGACGGUUGCUCUACCGCAUGCGUCCAACGUGACCCGAGAAAGACGUCCCGGUGCGAUCGCAAGUGCUCCAUCCGUUGUGGCCCAGAUGCUGUCAGGGCAAGAGAGACUGGUGUUUGAAACUCUUUUAUUUUUACUAUGAUCCCAAUAAAUUAAAUUAUGUUGUAAUAUCUUUCUAUAUAAACGUAUCUCUGUAAAACAUAUUCUGUAACUAGAUUUAUAUUAGUGACUCACUAUUUUAAUUUGAUAAAAAAUUAUUUUCUA
Camelina sativa (false flax) is the source of this 439-nucleotide messenger RNA. RefSeq lists its product as uncharacterized. The record is from RefSeq and is a predicted model, not a curated record. NCBI's taxonomy places the organism in Eukaryota, Viridiplantae, Streptophyta, Magnoliopsida, Brassicales, Brassicaceae.